CCUUGCUCGCCUUGGCCUCCUCCUUCCUCUUUCUUCUUCUCGUUUCGAGACUACUAGACGACUUGGCUUGGCUUUGUUGCCUUGGACUCCCCCCUCUCCUCUCCUCUCCUCUCCUCUCCUCUUCUGGUGUGCGUGCGUGCUUCUGCUAGCUUGUCCAAUCGCCGCGGCCAGAGCCCCCGCGCAAGCUACCGGGGAGAUUGAGGAUUCCAGCGCCGUCGAGCAACGGGACUCUAGCGCCCCGCCCGACACCGACGACCGACCACUAGUAGACGUUGCCGCGUCCCUCCACCACCGACUUGGCAUCUCGGUGUACGGGACGGAGGAGCAGAGAGAUCCAUCACCCCAGUUGCUUGCAGGCAUCCCCGUAUCAUUGGGAUUCCGAUUCCAGCAUCGCUCGCUCGGCGGUGCGCGCGCGGCCGCCCCCUCCUCGCUCCUCAUCCAAUCCACUCGGUUCCGAUUGGAUUUCAACUACCCUGCACCCCGUGUGAGCAAGCGCAACCGGCCCACCGCCGCCCUCGCUACGCCAGGAGGUGCCCAGGUCUAGCUAGGAGGUCCUUCGCCGGCGACGAGCACCCCACCAGACCAACCGUAAGGGCAUGUGACAAGCUGCCGCCUGCCUUUGCCGCAGGCAAUGUGCUCCGACAUGUCGGAUCAGCACGACCACCACACAACCAGGGAGGAUGCACCAGAGGCUAAUGGUUACCAUCGCAGUCAUUGUUUCAAAAAAGACCAUCACAGUCCCCAUGGUGCGGAGCAGAGUCAGGCUGCGGAUGCCGAUAAUAAGCAUAUAAAUCAUCUCUCCACAGACGACAAUGCUCCCUCCAGCGCUUCAGGCCACAGACAUGGUCGCAUUAGCCGCCAUGCAUCCACGUCUUCUGUUGAUGACCGUUCUAUCAAGUCCGGUGACGAUUCUGAUGGGGCUGAGAGUACCAAUGGCAGAAGCAGUAAUACAGAGAUCUCAUUUCUAGAAAAUGAUACCAUCUGGAUACCACCUCAAGCGGCAGAUAAGGAGGAUGAGGCCCAGAGUUUUGCUACAAGCAUCGCUUAUGAUGACGACGACGACGAUUAUAGUGACGGGAUAAAGUGGGGCCAGUCAAGUUUCCCAUCCCCUGGUAAGCAGCAUGACACCGGCACUAGCAAUCAUAGGGAGGAACGAGAAAAGGCGAUGCUAGAAGCUAUGAAUGGCCAGCUGAAGAUACUUGUCAGUCGGUUUCUCGCAUCUGCUGGCAUUCCUUCUUCGAACGAAGAGGGUAGCGAUAGCUGGCUUGAAAUUGUCACCUCCCUGUCAUGGGAAGCCGCACUACUUAUCAAACCAGAUGGUAGCAUGGGAAAGGAAAUGGACCCUGGCUCUUACAUCAAAGUCAAAUGUGUAGCAUCUGGUACUCGCCGGCAAAGUGAGGUGAUCAAGGGGUUAGUCUUCAAGAAGAACACUGCUCAUAAGCACAUGCCAACAAAUUGCCACAAUCCUAGGCUUCUACUUCUCAAAGGAGUCCUUGGGCAUUCUGAUGUCGGUUUGUCAUCAUUUAGUUCAAUGGAUCAGGAAAAGGACCUGUUGGAGAGAGCUAUUGGUAAAAUGAUGGAGAUAUGCAGUCCCAAUGUUGUUCUGGUCGAGAAAACUGUUUCACGAAACAUUCAAGAACUUCUUCUGAAAGAAGGUGUCACUCUAAUUCUUGAUAUGAAACUCAACCGGCUAGAGAGAAUUGCACGCUGUACAGGCUCUCCCAUAAUAUCGUUUUCCGAAGUUUUGGAUAAACCGAAGCUGAAGCAAUGUGACUACUUUCAUAUCGAAAAAUUUAUCGAGGAGCACAACAACGCCAGUGAGGGUGGAAAGAGGCCAUCUAAAACAUUAAUGUUCUUGGAAGGCUUUCCACGUCCACUUGGUUGCACGAUACUGCUAAAAGGAGCAAACAGUGAAGAAUUGAAGAAAGUCAAACAAGUAAUGCAUUUUACGGUCUUUGCAGCAUAUCACUUGAUCCUUGAAACAUCUUUCUUUGAAGAUCAAAGGGUUUUUCUAAAUGAUAAAAGUACCCCGAAAGAAACUUCUGUUACUGCUACAGAAGGGACAUCACCAACUGCUUAUGAUGUUGCUGCUCUUAGUGGUGCUAUCCCUAGCUUUCCUUCACAUGAUGACUCUCCAGCACUUAGACUGUUCCAUGCCACUUCUAAUAGCUAUGCUGAUGUGAACAAACCUACAUCUCCAAGAAAUAUGGAUUCAUUCAGUUCAGUAUCCAGCAGCUCUGCAAAUGACCUUGAACAAGGUGCAAGUAUCAGGCUCAAUAAUACUGAGAGGUUAACAUUACCAGUCCAAGGGCCACUAAGGAAAUUGUUUGCUGACAUGUUAAGUCACCAGAAUAUUUACUUACCUGUUACAUCAUUGCAAGAGGCAAAUGAUAAUAGGAAGGAAGUCAGGGCUGAAUCCGGUCAAGAGACUGUUAGUAAUGGUUUCCAUAGGCCAAAGAUAGAAGAGCCUGUGGUUUCCAUUGAAAAUGGGGAGUCCAUAAAUGAUGCCCAGAAACAAGAAAUUACUAGAGCAAUAAUGCCGGGAAGUUCUUCUGUAAGUGAUAAAAGUGGAGAAUCACCUGUUAUGGAAGACAAUGAGGCACAUACAACAAGUAUCGUUAUCAAAGAGAAAUAUGUCGACGACGAUCAAGCUGAUGAUGCACUUGAUUCUCACAGCAUACUGAUUUUGAUGUCUAGCCAGUGCACGGAAAAGCAGGUUAUCUGUGAACAAAGCCAUUUAACCCGUAUAAAAUACUAUGGGAGUUUUGAUGUGUCCUUGGGGCGAUAUUUGCAAGACAUUCUGCAGAAUCAGAAACUGAGUUGCUCCUCAUGUGGAGAGCCUCCAGAGUCCCACAUGUACUCCUACACGCACCGAAAUGGAAAUUUGACCGUUUUAGUGAAACGUCUGGUGCCCCAACACCAUUUGCCUGGUGAAUCUGAAGGAAAAAUAUGGAUGUGGACUAGGUGCUCAAGAUGUGAUCACGAACAUGGGUUAUCCAAACCAACUCCAAGAGUACUAAUAUCAGCUGAAGCACGCAACCUCUCAUUUGGGAAAUUCCUGGAACUCAGUUUUUCUAGCCACUCUGCAGCAAGAAGGUUAUCCAUAUGUGGACAUUUGGUCAACAGGGAUUGCUUGCGCUUUUUUGGCUUGGGCUCUAAAGUUGCUAUGUUCCGGUACUCUUCGGUUGAAAUUUACACCACCUGCAAACCACAACCUACUCUCCAGUUCGUCAACCCCAUCAGACAGGAUUGGUUUGAAGGACAAAGGAGAAAUGUUCAUGCUAAAGGUAUGGUGCUUUUCUCUGGGGUUGCAAGAUUUCUACAAAACUUGAAGAAUGAACAUCCUGAUGCAAUAAAAUUAGCAAUCAAUUGUGGCCUCGCACUCCCUGUUAAGGACUUCACUGAACUAGAAGAGUUGCUGAUAAAAGAAAAGGCCCAGUUUGAGAGUUCUGUGGGCAAGGCCACUGAUCAAAAUGGGACACCGUCUUCGUCUGUGCAUGAACUAUUGAAUAUAAAUUGGUACUAUCAGGACCUUCUACUUGAGCUUUACAUUUGGGAUCGCCGUCUACAUCAAUUAUUCUACUGUAAAUCUGUCCAAUUAGAAAGUGUUGCUAAUUACAAGAAUCCUGCUGAUACUGUUGAUGGGAUCUGCGGCGAGAACUCUGGUACUGAUAAGAAAAUCAGUGAUAAAACUACGAUAGCUUUGGGGGUAGCCAGUACCACGGAGUCUGCAAGUAAUAAUCUUGAUCAUCAAUCAGGUGAUGCUGCAGCACCCUUGCUUGAUGAAAGCCAAGAAGCUGGGCACUCGGAACUUCCUUGCAAUGGAGGUAGUAAAGCUGAAGAUUCUUCCAUUGCUCAUGGUCAAAUAAAGGUUGAUGGCACAAUAGAAACUGCAAAUGAUCCUUGUUUCGAAAUAUCCAAUGAUAAGGAGGUCCAGGUCAAUGAUACAGUAGCAGAUCCAAUACCCAUGAAACAGGAGCCUUGUAGCACUCCCCAACAGUUUAAAUAUCCGUAUUGGGAUGAAAGGGAAAGGUGGAUUUGGAAUUCAAUUUCUGAGUCUCAAUUGGCUUACAGGAAUGACAUUCAAAUUGGAUAUUUGGAAAAAUUUGAACUCAUUAACAAUUAUUUGCCACAUUAUCUUCCUCCCUUGUUUGAACAACAUGAUGAGGCAUACUCUCCGCAGUUUGCAGUAGGUCCAGGUAGUAAUAUUUUGUGCAUAAUGGAAGAUGAGAUAUCCAGCAUAAUAGCUCGUGCUCUUGCCAUAUCUGAUGAACGCCACCAUUUGAUAGAUUUAAAAUUUGAGAAUGGAAUGGAUUAUUCCAAGGGAGAGCAUGUUAAAGCAAUGGAGAAAUCUUAUAGUUUUCUGUCUGAAAGUUCUUUCAGCUCAUCCCCAUGGUCAUCUACAGAUUCUGAAGCAAGCUUGUCAUCUCUGUCUUCAUUUUCAUCUGAUGACUUUUCUGGUUAUGAUAGCUCAUCUUUAUUGUCCCCGAUGCAUCCAGAAAUGACUGUGAACGGGAAAGUGACUCUCAAAGGCAAAUAUUCAGUAACUGUUGUAUAUGACAAUCAAUUCUUUGCGCUUCGGAAAAAGUGUUGCCCAUCCGAGCUUGAGUAUAUUACUUCCUUAAGCCGUUGCAAGAAGUGGAAUGCUCAAGGUGGAAAGAGCAAGGCCUAUUUUGCAAAGACGAUGGAUGACAGGUUCAUCAUAAAGCAAAUCAAGAAAACAGAGUUCGAGUCAUUUAUUAAAUUUGCCCCUGAUUACUUUAAGCAUGUUUACCAUUCUCUGGACACUGGAAGCCAAACUUGCCUUGCCAAGAUAUUAGGAAUCUAUCAGGUUAAGCAAAUUAGGCAUGGCAAAGAGGUAAAGAUUGACUUGAUGGUGAUGGAAAAUCUUCUCUUUGGCCACAAUAUUUCACGAAUUUAUGACCUCAAAGGUGCUACUUUUUCGCGGCGUGUCACUGACUCAAAUGAUCAUGAUACUGUUUACCUGGACCAAAAUUAUGUUGAGGACAUGGGUUUUUCCCCAAUCUAUAUUGGUGGAAGAACAAAACAUCUUUUGCAGCGUGCAAUCUGGAAUGACACAGCUUUCCUCACUUCUGCGAAUGUCAUGGACUAUUCUCUACUUGUGGGAGUGGACAAAGAGAAGCAUGAACUUGUGUUUGGCAUCAUUGACUAUCUGAGGCAAUAUACUUGGGACAAACAACUGGAGACAUGGGUGAAGACUUCUCUGGUAGUACCCAAGAAUGUUUCACCAACUGUAAUUUCCCCCAAGGAAUACAAAAAAAGGUUUAGGAAGUUCAUGGCGAAGUACUUCCUGUCUGUUCCAGACACAUGGAGUCCUGAUAAUUCAUCUAAGCCAUGCAAAUCCCUUGGUCAGAGCAAUCACAAGUCAGUGGAACUCCAGAAUGGCAAUAACCUGCUUCAGCACCCAACAGAAGGGUGUGCCUAAUCAUGUGCAGGACUUCCUGGCAGUUUUGUUGAAGCCUAUCCCAUUGUUGUUUGGCUACUUUUCACUUUGUAAAAUGGUGUACAUAUGAGGACCUCACUGUUGAUCUAUCCAAAAGUUUGCGGUUUUUAGGCAAAUUGUUGGGCAAGUGAGGUCCACAGGACGUGUACCUAUACAAAUGUUCAUUGUUAAUUUCACAAUUAUUAUAGUGAAAUUAAGAAUUCAUAUGAUCAUUUUUUGGACAUACCACUUGUGUGACUGAAUUCUUCACUUA
This is a messenger RNA of Sorghum bicolor (sorghum), 5717 nucleotides long. Its product is annotated as 1-phosphatidylinositol-3-phosphate 5-kinase FAB1A. Bases 632 to 5446 code for a protein of 1604 amino acids. Gene Ontology annotation, biological process: phosphatidylinositol phosphate biosynthetic process. Gene Ontology annotation, cellular component: endosome membrane. The record is from RefSeq and is a predicted model, not a curated record. NCBI's taxonomy places the organism in Eukaryota, Viridiplantae, Streptophyta, Magnoliopsida, Poales, Poaceae. Gene Ontology annotation, molecular function: 1-phosphatidylinositol-3-phosphate 5-kinase activity; ATP binding. The transcript has 12 exons.